Messenger RNA from Carassius gibelio (silver crucian carp), 795 nucleotides. RefSeq lists its product as uncharacterized. Lineage: Eukaryota; Metazoa; Chordata; Actinopteri; Cypriniformes; Cyprinidae. The coding region runs from base 30 to 362 and encodes 110 amino acids. The transcript has 3 exons. The record is from RefSeq and is a predicted model, not a curated record.
AAGGUUGUAAUAAGAAUUCGGCUCCACCGAUGAACAGCUGUCCAAUCGCUAAUCAAACAAAUGACCAGGAUCACAGACUUGUAGAAAGUCAGACACCGGAAGAAAUGUAUACCCUAUUAAUCUGUGGUCUGAUAAUAGUGGUGGUAAUGCUGUGUCUCUACAGCAUUAUUCUUACAGCAGUCUUCAUCAGAUUGAGGGCCACAAAGCCUGAGUCCUCUGACACACUGACCUACGUCCCAAUGCAGAGGAAGGUAAACCGGCGUGAUCUAGACAACACCGAAUAUGUGGACAUGCGUGAAGUGCAGAAACGGGGAGGAUCCCACAGAGAUAUGAACCACAACUCUCAUUUUGCUAAUGCCUGAGCUCAUUUCUAGUGGCAUAAGUGAUCACGGGAUAAAACUGUUAUCUCUCUACCAAAAAAACAGCCUUUCCUAAAUGCCUGAAUCUGCAUAUUGUGUCUGCACCUCAUGCAGUAUGCAGUCUUGAUGUUCUCUGUGUCAUAUGGCUUCAUCUGGUGGCUUGUAUAACCUAAUGCUUAGUUGUAGCUAUGCCAAGCUAAAUGUAUAUAAGGGUCUUGCUUGGGCAUUUUUUAAUUUUAAAUUAAUCAUUUUGUUCCCAUGGACCAGUAAUCAAUGAUAAUAUGAGUUUUGUUCAGUGCUGCCCUCCCCCCAAAUAUUAUUAUUAUUUUUUUUUACAAUAAAUAGAUAAAACAGAGACUAUAUUGAAUGAUUAUUUAAAUUUGCUGAUUAUAUGGUGAAAUAAAGAAAAACACAGUAAGAUAUCAAUAUGUGAUAU